GAGUAGUACGCACAACACAUCGGUAUUUCCUAGGUAAUAUAGGCACACAAUGUUACCGUACCUGUUGCUAGUUUUGCUAGCGUCAACUGCGGCUGAGAGAGAUCCACGAUGUGCCCGGUACACACGUGGUGCGCAGGCACGCACGUUGCCCCAUGAUACGGACUGCACCAAGUUCUACAUGUGUGAUAUCCAGGGCAAUGCGCUGGAGAUGAAGUGUCCCAAAAAUACAUUCUUCAGUGUUGAUAGUGGCAUUUGCACGUUUGACGAUUCCGCGUGCUCUGGAGGGGGAAGUGCUCCCGUGGUGAAACCUAUGUUACCGAUCAUCAACAAGGUACCUGUUGCUGAGAGCAACAAUGUUUUCAAGCCUACCUUACCGAUUAACAGCAACGUAAAUGUUGUUAGCAACACCAAACCAACUUUGCCGAUCAUCACCGGAGUGCCUGUUGCUGAGAAUAGCAACAAAGAUAGUGUGGAAACAGGAAUCCAGAAUAACAUACAGAAACCUACUUUACCGAUAAUCACCGAUUUAAACGUGGUUGAAAAUAACAAACCUUUUUUGCCGAUCAUCAACGGAGCACCUUUUGCUGAGAAUAACAACAAUGAUCUUGUGGGAUCAGGAGCUCAGAACAAUGUGUUGCGGCCAAUAUUACCGAUAAUAACCAAUCUAAAUGUUGUAGAAAAUACCAAACCUACGUUGCCGAUCAUUAAUGGAUCACCAGUUUCUGAGAAUAACAGCAAUGAUCGAGUAGGAUCAGGAGUUCAGAACAAUGUGUUGCGUCCUAACCUACCGAUAAUCACCCAUGUAAACGUUGUUGAAAACAUCAAACCCACGUUGCCUGUCAUUAACGGAUCACCAGUUGCUGAGAAUAACAACAAAGAUCGUAGGGAGACAGCAGUUCAAAACAAUAUGGUGCAUCCUUCUCUGCCGACCAUCAAUAACGUGAAUGUUGCUGAAAAUAGCAACAAAGAUCACGUAGCAUCUGGAGUCGAGAUCAACGUUGUGAAACCAACUUUACCGAUCAUCAACGUUGUUCCGAUAGUUGCAAACAACAAUCAAGAUCGUACAGCACCCCAGAACAGCAUUGGUCUAUUGAAACCUACAUUGCCGAUCAUCAGCAACGUUCCAGAUAACAAUAACAACAAAGAACGUGCAGCUGCACUGGGACCGAUCUGCAGAAAUAAAAAUAAUGGAGUCAAAUUUCCAUUGAUUGAAGAUUGCUUCUCCUAUGUGAUUUGUAUACAACAAAAAGCUUCCAUCUUUACCUGUCCUGAUGGGUUGGCGUAUGACGCUAAAGGUGCCAAGUGUUCUGAUUCAAUCAAGUGUGAGAUGCCCAAACCAAAGCCCCCACCGAAACCCACCCUAACACGACCGGAAAAGCCAGAGGUCGUCCAACCUCAAGUUCCAGUCAACCAAACCCCUGGACACCCAAUGCUUCCACCACUAAACCCGAUUCUACCAAUGCCUGAGCUUCCAGUGAUUCAACCUCAAGUCCCAAUUUACCCUAAGCCAGAUCUCCCAGUAGUCAUACCUCAAGCUCCUAUUCGCCCCAAGCCCGAAACUCCAGCGUUUCCACCCCAAGCACCAAUCCUGCCGUUGCCUGAGCUUCCAGUCAUUAAACCUCAAGUCCCAGUCAAUCCAAAGCCUAAUCUUCCAGAAGUUUUGCCUCAGGUUCCUACUCGCCCCAAGCCCGACCAUCCCGUAAUCCCUCCUCAAGCUCCAAUCCUCCCGAUGCCCGGACUUCCAGUGCUCCCUCCUCAAGCACCAAUCCUGCCAACUCCUGAGCUGCCCGUAAUCCCUCCCCAAGCUCCGAUCUUACCGAUGCCGGAACUUCCCGUCAUACCGACGGAUCCACCCAAGGACACUAUAUCGGGGCCAAUUUUCAUGCCCUACAGCGCCCCGCGUCUCGUCCAGGACUCUCGCUGCAGUGAUCGUUCUGCGCUGAACUCAUCGAUAAUGCUGCCGGCGGUACACGAUUGCACCAAAUUUGUCGUCUGCGUCGGAAGCAUGGCCUACGAGAAGCAAUGUCCCGUGGGUCAACACUGGAGCACGGAGCGCAACUACUGUGACUUUAUUGAUCGGGCAAAGUGUUUGGCGUAAAAACGAAUGAAAGAUUAAACUUAACAACCUGUUCAUUACCAGUUACAUGUAGAACAUUGAACAUAAAUUUG
This is a messenger RNA of Culex quinquefasciatus (southern house mosquito), 2169 nucleotides long. RefSeq names its product serine/threonine-protein kinase pakG. Gene Ontology annotation, cellular component: extracellular region. The transcript is spliced from 2 exons. Bases 50 to 2098 code for a protein of 682 amino acids. NCBI's taxonomy places the organism in Eukaryota, Metazoa, Arthropoda, Insecta, Diptera, Culicidae. The record is from RefSeq and is a predicted model, not a curated record. Gene Ontology annotation, molecular function: chitin binding.